AUUUUGCGCAAACUUGGGACCAUUUGCGUGAUGAAUGACUGAAUUGUGAGUGACUUUUUGAAGAAUAUUUUUUUUAAUCAAUUUUUUCGUGAAUUCACUAAAAAAAGAUGUGGCUCAAAUUUUCGUGUGGUCUCGUUUUGAUAUUGUUACAACUCUCCUUGGGACAACUUCCCCCGAGAUUUCAAGUACCUGGAGCACUUCUAGUUCAAGGAGCUCGACCUGCUCCACAAAGACAACAAAGAAUAAAUGCUGCCGAUUUUAUUCCCAGACCUCGAAGGCCUCACCAACCCCCGUCUCCACCUCGAGAAGUCAAACCUGUAGUUGAAGAAGAGCAGGAAAAUUACCCGCAGUCUAUAGGUUCAUUUGACGAUGAAGUCAACAAACUUAGCAUUCCUGCCAUUUCAGCUGGUGUCAGACAAGCAGAAGAAGAGGAACCUACAUUGAGACCAUCUCCUCUACCAUUCCGCCCCGAAAGACCAAUUCCUGUAACACGAGACCAGAUUAGAGAGAGGCCUGUAGAAUUACCAUCGUCACGACCAGUAAUCAGACAGGAGCCCAGGCCCUUGCCACCAAUUACCCAGAGUAGACCAAAGCCGAUUCGACCUGUGGUGAGACAGGAACUGGAUGAGGAUGAUGACGAUUUCUCUAAUAUUCCAACCAGACAGCAAAGUAGGCCAAAGGUGAGACCACAACAGCAACAGUUCCGACCAGCUCCACAACGACCAGCACCUAGACCACAGUUCGAAGAGGAUGACGGAACCAGAAAGAAGAAACCAGUCAGUCAAAUUUUGAGAAAAUAUAGAACAGAUAACCCUGACGGUACCAUUACCUGGGGAUUCGAAAAUGAUGACGGAACUUUCAAGGAAGAAACUUUGGGUAUUGAUUGUAUCAUAAAGGGAAAAUAUGGUUACAUAGAUCCUGAGGGCACAAGAAGGGAAUAUGAAUAUGAAGCUGGAAACAAGUGUGAUCCCCAACAAGAAGCUCUUGAUGAAGAAGAGGAAGAACUCGCUGCUCGACCCCCUCCGAAGCAGCCCAAUAAAGGAAAAUUUCAGCCUCAAUACAGGCCGCAACAGGUUGCGCAAUACUAGUUGAAGUCAAAAUUGCCAUAUUUGAUAUUAUUUGUAUAUUUUGUUAAUAAAUUUUUUCAACGACACUUGAUAUAUUGAAAA
Molecule: messenger RNA, 1169 nt
Organism: Leptinotarsa decemlineata (Colorado potato beetle)
Lineage: Eukaryota; Metazoa; Arthropoda; Insecta; Coleoptera; Chrysomelidae
Cellular component (GO): chitin-based extracellular matrix
Molecular function (GO): structural constituent of chitin-based larval cuticle
Source: RefSeq, a predicted model, not a curated record